AGCUUAUCACACUCAGAGCAGUGCACAGAGACAGUCGGAGUAACAGCACUCACUCUCUCACUCCUAUCAGACGCAUUCUGUCCGAGCAAAGCCCGAGCUGCCUCAAGCAUGGUCUCUAUAAUCUCAGACCUGGACCCUCUCAAGAGCUGGAACGUGUUAAGGCAGGACGCCAGUGAUCUAUCUGGAACUAUACAGAGUAACGGUACAGCUGGGAAGAUGAAUGGCGCCCUGGAACACUCGGACCAGCCCGAUCCGGACGCCAUUAAAAUGUUUGUUGGCCAGAUUCCCCGCUCCUGGUCCGAGAAAGAGUUAAAGGAACUGUUCGAGCCGUACGGAGCCGUCUACCAGAUCAACAUACUGCGAGAUCGUAGUCAGAACCCACCACAGAGCAAAGGGUGCUGUUUUGUCACAUUCUACACACGGAAAGCUGCCUUGGAGGCCCAGAAUGCACUGCACAACAUAAAGACCUUAACUGGGAUGCACCACCCCAUACAGAUGAAGCCCGCAGACAGUGAGAAAUCAAAUGCGGUGGAGGACAGAAAGCUAUUCAUUGGCAUGGUGUCGAAGAAAUGCAACGAGAACGACAUUCGAGUCAUGUUCUCUCCAUUCGGACAGAUUGAGGAAUGCCGCAUUCUUAGGGGACCAGAUGGACUCAGCCGAGGAUGUGCGUUUGUCACGUUUUCAACCAGGGCUAUGGCACAGAAUGCAAUCAAAGCCAUGCAUCAGUCUCAAACCAUGGAGGGCUGCUCCUCUCCCAUGGUGGUGAAGUUUGCCGACACACAGAAGGAUAAGGAACAGCGACGGCUGCAGCAGCAGUUGGCGCAGCAGAUGCAGCAGUUGAACAACGCGUCUGCCUGGGGCAGCCUGACUGGGCUGACUGGCCUCACCCCACAGUAUCUGGCAGUAAGAGGACACACCCACGUAGCCACGCCCACCAGCAGCACAGCCAGCGCAGCCGCCGCAUUGCUCCAACAAGCAACCUCCUCCAGUAAUCUAGGAGCAUUCAGUGGUAUUCAGCAAAUGGCAGGUAUGAAUGCUCUGCAGUUGCAGAAUCUGGCCACUCUAGCCGCAGCAGCGGCUGCAGCACAGAGCUCGGCCAGCCCGUCCACCGCUAGCGCCCUGACCUCCAGCACAGGGUCCCUGGGAGCCCUGGCCAGCCCAGCAGGAUCGACGGCUAACUCGACCGCAGGUGCGAUGGGUUCCUUGGGUUCUCUGGGCACACUGCAGGGUCUGGCCGGGGCCACCGUGGGCCUUAAUAACAUUAAUGCACUAGCAGGUAGCGUCAACAUUGCUCACAUGCUCUCAGGUAUGGCGGCUCUGAACGGCGGGCUGGGCAGCACGGGCCUGAGUAAUGGGUCGGCUGGGCCCAUGGACGCUCUCACCCAGGCCUACUCAGGGAUCCAACAGUACGCGGCCGCCGCCCUGCCCACCCUCUACAGCCAAUCCCUACUGCAGCAACAGAGCGCUGCGGGCAGCCAGAAAGAAGGACCUGAAGGGGCCAACCUGUUUAUCUACCACCUGCCACAGGAGUUUGGGGACCAGGACAUCCUACAGAUGUUCAUGCCUUUUGGAAACGUAGUGUCUGCCAAAGUCUUUAUCGACAAACAGACCAAUCUGAGCAAGUGCUUUGGUUUCGUCAGUUAUGACAAUCCUGUGUCAGCGCAGGCCGCCAUCCAGGCGAUGAACGGGUUUCAGAUCGGCAUGAAGCGCCUCAAAGUUCAGCUCAAGCGCUCGAAGAACGACAGCAAACCAUACUGAUCUUAGCACUAGGGCCUCUCUCAUUUUACACUGCUAGGAACUCAUCUCCAUGACUAUAUGCUCAUCGUUUGCCUAGCAUGUCUACGUGGCGUACAAAAAAGCGUCUCAUCGUCCCGUCAUUGUUUCUGAUGUCUUUCUGAGUUCUCCUGAUCAUAACCUGGUGUCCUUCUACUGAUCUCUGAACUUAGCCUGAUCUUUUUGGAAAUUUUUAGCAUGUGACCUCAUUUUGAGCUUUUUUCCUGUUUUUUUUGUUUUGUUUUGUUUGGAUUAACUAGUGAGGGAGGGAGCGAGGGAGGGAAGGGAGGAAAGACAAAAUAAUAAUAAUAAUAAUAAUAAUAAUAAUAAUAAUAAUGUGAAACCGCUGCAUUCACACUCUAGAGACAGAGUAUAUUUACUAACAUAACAAGAGCAUCAUUUUAAGAAAAAAGAAUAAAAAAAUAAAAAAUACAAAAAAAUACAAAAAAAAUAAAUCCUGUGGCAAAACAAUUAAGAAUAUUUGCAUUUUUUACUUGUCAGAUUAUGUUCUUCUCUCUCUCUCUCUCUCUCUCUCUCUUUAUGUUCUUUUCUUUUUCAUUCAUUUAAAGUAAACUUGAAAGUUCAAUACAGGGAUUGGCGUUGGGAUUUACUGUCAGCAACACUCAUAAAUUGAGGCCGUCUGUAAGAAACCCACGCCAGUUUCUUAAUGAAAUAGACUACUUCCAUGCAGUUUUAAUAUAUAAAUAUAUAUAUAUAUAUAUAUAUAUAUAUAUAUAUAUAUAUAUAUAUAUAUAUAUAUAUAUAAACUGUCUGAUCGAUAUUAGAAUAUCUCAGAGCUUGCUCGUGGUUUUUACAUUUUUCAGGCAGUGUAAAGUUUUUUGAUAAGGCCAUUUUAAGUGGCUUGAUUUCUCAUUAAAGUCUAUAUAAAACCACUUUUUUCUAGAGUAGUAAAGGUAUUAAAAACAAAAAAAGAAGAAGAAAAACACAAGAUUGCCCUGUUUGGGGGGAAAUGCUACCUACGUGUCACACCUUUUGCUGAACUGACUUACAGUUAGACAAUCCGUGGUUUAAAUGCACAUGAAAUGACCUAUAUUUUAUACUGUUUAAAUGUAUAGAGGAAAAAAAAAAACGGAGUUUGUGUAACCCGCGGUCCCGUCGGUGCUUUUCGUGGAUAAAGUCGUGGUUUCAUCAAGUCUAACAGUCUUAUUUGUCUCAUGUUUUUAAAGAGAAGACUAAAAAUCAAUUUACUUGAACAAUAGACAAAGCCUUUCAUAAGUACAAUUACUACUACGUUUUUGUUUUUGUUCGUUUCGUUACUUUUUUCUUUUCUUCUUUUUUUAACUGUUUUUGAUAGGAAUCCCUCUUUGCUAAAUUUCUUGUUGGGUAAUUAGCUAUAUACAAAUUCUUAAAGUUACAGUGUCGGCUUGUGAAGCAUCUAUGUCAUUAUAUUAUUUCAUUUCUAUUGUGGGAAACAAUAUUUAGAUGUGUUAUGUUGUUCAGCAAAAUGUGAUCUUUUUUUUUUUUCUUAUAAAGAAAAACGAGUGGAAUUUAGUGCCAAAUUCUGACGGUACAUCCUGCCUACAGCUUCAGUGUUUUACUUGUGAAAUUAUUUGAUAACAUGGGUAUUUUAUUACGUAAGUGUUUUGUAUGGAACCCUCAUAUUUAAAGAUAUAGAUUUAAAAAAGGUUGUUAACUUGCUCUUCUGUGGUCUUGUUGCCUGAAACUGUUCAUGUUUUUUGCUUUUCUUUCUUAUUUUCCCCUUAUUUGUAAAGAUGUAAAAAGUGCCCAUGUGUCAUUAUCUCUUUUACAAGCACAUACACACAUGCACACACAUUCACAGGUAAGCACAUAAGCACACACAUGCACGCAUACACACACCUGUGCUAAAGGCUGACCUCACAACCCUCUUUUAUUUGAUGGUGUGUGUAUGUGAGCCCCUGAGAUUGAGUCUCAGCAGUUCUCCUUAUACACACAUACAGUUCUCCUUACACACACAUACAUUAAGGGUCACCAUACACCAAUGAAGGCCUAGAUUACGUUACAGUCAGUUACAUUUAAUUAAUUCCCUUCUAAUUUUGUACUUAAGAACCGUAGACCGGACACAAUCUUCUUUGUCUGUAAAAAAAUCCACUUAUGUGUGAUUGGACUAAAUAUAUAUGAAUUGUGAGUCAAGCCUUGAAUUUUUGACCAUCGUGAUGCAAAACAAGGCCUUAUCAUGGGUGAAUGAAGUUUCAUUAAACAACAGCUGUUUGUCUGGCUUUUUGUUGCUUUUAUCAGGAUGCUUUUACUUUCGUAGUACAACUAAAACGGAGUCCUGAUGCCAAAGUAGUUCAUCGUGAUCCACAGUAUUUGAUAGCUCCUGUAGCACUUUGCUGAAAAUGUUUACACACGGUUUAAUGGCCCAUAUACAGUAUAAAUAUUGUUUACAAACGUAGUUUACGGGCAGCCCCAUCAAAGUCGUUUACUUCACUCGAUAGCACUAUUUUAUACCCGAGCUCUGCCGUUGCCUUAACGCGUCGAUCAGUAUUUGUGGGCUGGAAUAUUUUGCAGCACAUAUAAAACGUGUGCCAAGGGUUUGUGUGUGAAUGUGAACAUGUUAAGAUGUGUUUCUGUGCUGUGAUUGGUUGUUCAUUCUCUUUCCAUCCACGUUAAUCUUUCGCCAAAUCUGAAUCUGCCAAACUUUCUGCCAGUUAAAAAAAAAACAAAAAACGACCACAUUAAUAAAACAAGCAGUACAGAUAUCUGCGUAAAUGGUUUGUAAAAAUGUUAACAUUUUACAUAAGAAUGGUAUAACAAGGUUCUUAAGAUGGGCAAUGAGGAGGCAGUCAAUGUAAAACUUUAAUAACAAACUGAACUCAAACAUAACAUAAACUGCAAAACAACAAAUACGCACAUACAGCUUUGUGCGUCUCUCUCUCUCUCAAACUGGCGUCUCUGGCCCCCCAGCUCUCUCCCGCUGAUUAGUCAACUCAGCACCAGGCGUGCGUCAUCACGGACCGGCCACGCCCCCCUCCUUGUCACAAAUGGUUUUACAACCAAUUUUACGUUAUUAUGAGCCUUUUCUUCGCAAAAUUGUUGUUUUGACACAUUGAUUGCAACGAUAUACGUAUGAAUGGUUUAUGAAUAAUUUUGCAGUUUUACGAGCUGUUUACACCAAAAAUUGCUGUUCUUUUACUUUCAAUGCAACGUUGAGCUAUUUAUGCGUGAAAUUGUCACUUGGUCACAUCCAAUUCAACAAUGUAUGUAAGAAUGGUUUUAUCGAUAAUUUAUGCAGAAAUUAAACAAAGGGCCUCAUUUAUGAAACAUGAGCAGAAAGAAUUUCAGCAUAAAUUGUUUGUAAAACAAUUCAUGCAUCAAUUGUAACAACAUGACGACCAAUUUUAUGGUUUUACGAGCUGUUUGCACAUAAUAUUGUUGCUCUGUCACAUUCAGUGCAACAAUAUACAUAACAAUGGUUUUACAAAUAAUUUUGCGUUAUUACGAGUUGUUUACACGUAAAAUGUAUGCUUGUUCACAUUCAAUGUAACAAUGUUUGCAAUUGUCGCAUCAUGCAAAAUAUGCACCUGCAGCCAUUAACAUAAGAAUGGUUUUAUGAACAAUUUAAUCUUGUGAACCAAUUAUUCGCAAUACUACCAAUUAUACAAACAAGCUGUUUACAUGGAAAAUUGUUGCUUUGUCACAUUCAGCGCAACAAUCUACGUAAGAAUGGUUUUGUGAAUAAUUUUGCGGUUUUACGACUUAUAUUGUUUUAAAAACCAAUUACACAUACAAUUGUCGCAUUGGCGUAUUCAGCGAUUUUGACCAUUUCUAUAAGAAUAGUGUUACAAAAGGAAAUACGUUUUCCGAUAUUCUUAACAAUCCCUUAAUGCAUCCAUUUUGUAUUGGGAAGUUGGAGUCAGUCAGUUUACGAUUUACUGCUUCCAUUGCCAAAUCUUAUAACCAUUAGCACAAACACAAAAGCACACACGCAGUAGCACAGCGUUAACACGCAGUAUUAAAACUGAUGACUCCUCACAAUUAAUCCUAUCGUAAAGUUGUUUACACCUUUUGUUCAUAAGACUGAUUUCGUAGUGGCAUGAAGAGAGUUAUAAUACGUAAUGUGAAAUGUUUCAUGAGAUGUAUUUUUGACCUUUUUUGAUUUAUUUGACGAUGUAAUAUCACUCUGUAUAGCUUUUUAUCUCAGCUCAGUUUCAUAUUACGGCUUCUGGUAUAUCGCUAGUUAAAAGUCGGUAGUUUCCAACUUGGUGUAUACUUUUGUUUGCCACACUUGAUCACAAUCAACUACACUAACUUCAGACAAACAGGGUAAGCUACAUGGCCAGCAAUUUUACACAUAAACACACAUUUGUUUGAUGUUUAAUAAAGCACAAUCUCACAUGGGUCUUUGCAGGAGUCCUUGCUGAGGCUCUCAACUCAGGGGUUUAACACACGCAUCUGAAAUCUGUUUGUUGUUACUUUUGUUUCUUUCUAUCUCUUAAGUGCUAUUUAACAAUUGUAUUUUAAAGAAGAAAAAAAAAGAUGUGUAGUUUCUUUGCAUUUUGGCUUAUUAUGUCAAGUUUUUUGGAAAAAAUGUAUGUGUUUUAUCUAACGUGCUGUAACAAAAGCUUGUUGUCUGUAGAUUAAUAUCAUUUUGUUUGAUUCUAAAAAGAUUUAAAUAGUUUUAAGUAUUGUCUUGAGAAAAGCCAAAGUCAAUGCAUUUCAGUGGAUUAUGUAAGCGUGAUACAUGUUUGUUUGACAACACUUUGAAAAUCUGUCAUUGGAUGGGAAUUUAAAAAGUACAAAAAAGCAGGCUUUCCUAUUUCUAUCACUGAUUGUACUUAUGCCUUUUGUACCAGUGGAACUUUUUAUACUGGCAAUUAAAGGAGGAAAAAAAAAAAACUAUGACAGGCUGCGUGGCCCCAGCCAGGGGCCUGCGGCGACUGGUUCCCGAGUUUGAUUUCUAGUUGGCGUCCAGAACGUUGGGUUUUGAUAUAUAAAGAUUUUUUAGGAGAAAACUUUGGCUUGGUAUCUUUAGCCUCUUCUUCUUUACUCUUCUUCUUCACAUCAGUAUUUGCUUUUCUUUUCAUUCGCUUUCUCGGAAAGAGGGUUGGGGAGUUUUCCUUUUAGCUUAUAAAUACGUAAUGCGGUUUGUCUUUACCAAGAGUCUUUACAACAGCGGUAAGUUUCAUUUAGUUGAGUAUUGUGCAGUCAUCAUAAGACAAUUAGACGAUUUAGAAGUAUUUAGUCACCUUCAGUGGAUAAAUGUAUUAGUUUGACAACAAGAUAAAAGUAAUUUGAGGACUUUUCUUUUAGCUGUUUAGAUUUUUCUGGUUUCUCUGUCUUUGCUGUUAACCUAACUGUGUAGCUGGAUCAGUCAGACUUAUUUUUGUAAAUGUAUGUUCUUGUGUGAUGCAGUUUUUUGCCUCUGUCUCCGAUAUUAAACCAUUUUUCCUAA
This is a messenger RNA of Myxocyprinus asiaticus (Chinese sucker), 7168 nucleotides long. Its product is annotated as CUGBP Elav-like family member 2. The coding region runs from base 109 to 1758 and encodes 549 amino acids. The transcript is spliced from 15 exons. Gene Ontology annotation, molecular function: mRNA 3'-UTR binding. NCBI's taxonomy places the organism in Eukaryota, Metazoa, Chordata, Actinopteri, Cypriniformes, Catostomidae. The record is from RefSeq and is a predicted model, not a curated record. Gene Ontology annotation, biological process: regulation of alternative mRNA splicing, via spliceosome; mRNA splice site recognition. Gene Ontology annotation, cellular component: cytoplasm; nucleus; ribonucleoprotein complex.